Molecule: messenger RNA, 1127 nt
Organism: Papaver somniferum (opium poppy)
Lineage: Eukaryota; Viridiplantae; Streptophyta; Magnoliopsida; Ranunculales; Papaveraceae
Product: ubiquitin thioesterase OTU1-like
Exons: 10
Coding region: 334-960 (208 amino acids)
Biological process (GO): endoplasmic reticulum unfolded protein response; protein deubiquitination
Cellular component (GO): cytosol; nucleus
Molecular function (GO): cysteine-type deubiquitinase activity
Source: RefSeq, a predicted model, not a curated record
UACUUCUUAUGCAAACAAAUUGUAAUUUAGGCGCCAUAAUCAAUCGUUGAAUCAGGAUAAAAUUUAAUGGUAAAAGAAACAUCUUUUAUGGCAAGGUCUGUUGAUUCAAACGCAGCGUUUUACUCAAGAGAAUAGAAAAGAAAAUAUGGCAACGAACUUUUAGAGAAAGAAACGAAUAUAUUUACUGUCUAUACAAGAGAAGAGAAGCACCAACUUCACACGCUGUUUCGCCUCUCUCUCUCUCUCUCUCUCUCUCUCUCUCUGAGACUCUCAAGAUCGUCACAGUAUCAAAAUUCAAACUGCACCUAGUUUCUGGCUAUUUAACAUAAAAACAUGGAAGGUAUUGUUGUAAGAAGGGUCAUUCCCUCAGACAAUAGUUGCCUCUUCAAUGCAGUAGGAUAUAUUAUGGAGCACAACAAGCAUAGAGCUCCGGAGUUAAGACAGGUUAUAGCUGCGACGGUAUCGAGUGAUCCUGCAAAAUACUCAGAGCCGUUUCUUGGAAAAUCAAAUGCAGAGUACUGUACCUGGAUCAUGGACUCCGAGAAGUGGGGAGGUGCCAUCGAGCUUUCGAUAUUAGCAGAUUACUUUGGACGUGAAAUUGCAGCAUACGAUAUCCAAACCCUAAGAUGUGAUUUGUAUGGCCAGGCUAUGAAUUACUCAGAAAGAGUCAUGCUUAUAUAUGACGGUCUGCAUUACGAUGCCUUAGUGUUAUCUCCGUUUGAGGGAGCUCCAGAGGAGUUUGACAUGACUGUCUUUCCUGUACACAAAGAUAGGACCAUUGGGCCAGUUGAGGAGCUUGCUUUAAAUCUUGCUAGGGAUGCUCAAAGGAAGAGGAGCUAUACAGAUACUGCAAACUUCACAUUACGUUGUGGAGUCUGUCAAAUUGGUGUCAUGGGCCAGAAGGAGGCUGUGGAACAUGCACAGGCAACUGGGCAUGUCAAUUUCCAGGAGUAUAAAUGAGAACAGAUAAAACAGCGAAAGAUGAAUAUGGGGAUAUAUUACAAAGUGCAACUUCAACCUGUUGAUGUCAAUGUGAUGAAAAUGUGCUAGACUAUUUUGCGAAAGAUAUUUGUUUUCGUUAUCACACAGCAAAGAAAUCCAUCAGUGUUUGUUUUUUAAAGCAAUAA